AUGCCCUUCCAGCAUCCCAAAAUCCCAGCAUGUGAACGAUGCCGGUUACGCAAGGUCAAAUGCGACAGCAAGCCGCCCAAAUGCACCGGCUGCACAAGAAGCAACACAGCAUGUAUCAUUGUCGAGGCCGGUACUCACGAGAGGUUCUCUCGCGACAGUAUUUACCAGCUAGAGCGCAGACUUGAAUACCUAGAUUCAGUCGUCCAUCAGCCGCUGGGUGAAGGGCUCAGGGAAAGCCUGGCAACGCCAGGACGUUCAAGACAUGAAAGCUCCCAUUUUGUCGGCGACGGUAGUGGACUCGGACUUCUUAGGGAGAUAUCCAUGACGGCAAACACUGCAUCGCUAUCGAAUGCAAGGCUUCACGAAGGUGUCGCGUCCUCACCAUACACCAUCGAGACCGUCGCUGCCCACAUGCUGCCUUCAUGGGAACUGGCAAACAUAUUGGUCGAGCGUCACUUCAAUCAUAUGCAUCUGCAUCACCCACUGCUGGCUCGCUUCUCGGUCGAGGAACUGUUGCAGCGAGUUUAUGGCAAAGGUAUCCUCCCAGCUUCCAGUGAGGACUACUACCGGUCCUUCAUGAUUUUCGCCAUCAGCUCGGUGACAAUGUUUCGACGGGGAGAAAUCCAAGAGCAUCCGUAUGGCUACUUUCGGGCAGCUCAACAGUAUGCGCCAGAAGUGAGCAUCAUAGGAUCCAUCGGUGCCAUCCAGAACCUCCUUCUUAUUGCCCGAUUUGCCAUGUACUACCACAUUGAUUGCUCGAUAUGGGACAUCGGUCGACUGUGUAUGAGACAAUGCGUGGAAGUAAGCCUACAUCGACGACCAGUAGCUCCCCUCUCGCCGAUUGAAGAGCAGAUCCGGCGGAACGUCUUCUGGGAUUGCUACAUCCACGACAGGUACAGCUCCGGCAUACUUGGACGGCCUUUUGCGAUAGCAGAGCAUGACAUUGAAACGCCGCUCCCGAUAGAGGUUGAUGAGGAGAAUUUGCUCAAUUCUACAGCGAGAUCUUUGGAUGAGGUUGACGCUGGCUCGUUCACGAAGCCCAACAAAGCAUCAGUGUUCCGGUUCGUUGUCGAACUCAGAAGGUUGACCACGCGAGUCUCCAACGCCUUUUUCAGCUCUUCAGACCAGUGCACGACGCGCCGGCCAAUGGCUGAGGUUGGACGUAUCAAGUUGGAUUUGGAUCGCUUCUCGGUUGAAAUGCAGCAGAUUCGAGACACGGCCCCUGUCUUUCAAGACCCCAAGAGUCUGUACCAACGACCACAAUGGUAUGACUUCAUGGUCGAAAAAGACAGACUGACACUCAUCCGCGGCGCGCUGGCACGCCUGCCCAAGGACAAUUUCCAGCCACCUCGCUGGAUGCUUCGCUCGUAUUUACAGUCCGCGGUGAAUGUGAUUGAACUAUACGCCUCGAUGUUUGCAAAGGGACACAUCACUUGGACCCGCUCGUAUCUCCAGAUCCUCUUCACCACGGGCCUAGCCAUAAUAUACUCCUUGUCACUGCUCAGACCAAAAGAAGCACGCCAGGAUUUUGAUACUGGAUCUGAUUUCGGACGGGAGCUACGGGCGUUGAUCUCAGCAAGCGAGUUGAUGCAACGCUUCAUGAGCGAAAUGCCUGAUGCGGGACAAUUUGUUCAAGUGUUUGAUGUUCUUGUCAAGCAGUACACGGGUACACGAGCCCGUUCCAGCCGAAAUGUGACGCCUCCAAUAUCUUUCGAGGACAUGGACUUGCAGGAGAUCAGCCUGCAUGUCAGCCAGGCACCGCGAGUUCACAAAGCUGCGGAACUUGAUAUUGUUAAUGGCCCGGACGAGCAAGGUGUCGAUCCAACCAACAUGAGUGCACCCCCGACCUACGAAUGGGGUCCGCCUUUCAACCACACCCAAGACUAUGAGUUGGACUUCGACCUCGACGACCCCCAAAACUACUUCUCAUUCACUGGUGAUAAUAAUAAUCUCCUGGGUCAGAUGGCCGUCGGAGUUGGUGAAUAUGCCUGGGCGGUGCCACCAAGUGAGGCCCUCUGGAGUGAUUACGGCUGGUUUCGGGGGCAAUGA
This is a messenger RNA of Exophiala oligosperma, 2049 nucleotides long. RefSeq lists its product as uncharacterized. Lineage: Eukaryota; Fungi; Ascomycota; Eurotiomycetes; Chaetothyriales; Herpotrichiellaceae. Gene Ontology annotation, molecular function: DNA-binding transcription factor activity, RNA polymerase II-specific; sequence-specific DNA binding; zinc ion binding. The transcript has a single exon. Bases 1 to 2049 code for a protein of 682 amino acids. Gene Ontology annotation, biological process: DNA-templated transcription; positive regulation of transcription by RNA polymerase II. The record is from RefSeq and is a predicted model, not a curated record.